UAGAAUUAAUAGUAGAAAAAAAAAAAAAGAAAUCGAAAGAUGAACUGAGAGAGAAGCAAAAAACUGGUAAGCAGAACACGUAAAAAAAAAACGGAAGAUGAGAGAGAAGAAUCUGAAGAAUGAGAGCGAGAGAGAGAAAGGAGGAAAGAGGUACACAAAAGAAUGAGGAUGAGAAUGAAGAGAGGAGGAAGAGGAGGAGGAGGAGGAGGAGCCACAACGAGAACAUAAGAGAAAGGAUCACAAGUAUCAAUCCACUCAAAGGUUUAGGUGGAUGGGAGGGGAAUCUGUCUCCCUCUCACCCUCCCUCUCUUCUUCCCUCUCUCCCUCCCCCUCUCCAAAGUUUACAUGUCGAGACUAGAAGCUUGGAUGGGGUAAAAGGUUGUGUGUUUGGGGGAGGGGUGGAGAAAGAGGAAGAGAGAGAGGUGGCCCAGGAAUCAGUGCCACAUAUAAAGCGAGUGUGUGUGCGUGUGUCUGUCAUUAGUGUGCCCGAGACCCACGCCACCAACACCACUACCACUAGCUCGGCGCCAUGAAGGUGGCGGCGCCCCUCGUACUAGUGGCGGUGCUGGUCCUCGCGCUCAUUCACAUCACACCAACAAACGCUCAAGGGGUUGGUACUCCAGGAGGAGGCCAGCCCGGAGGAGGCCCACCCGGAGGAGGCCCACCGGGAGGAGGCCCGCCCGGAGGAGGCCCGCCCGGAGGAGGCCCACCCGGAGGAGGCCAGCCUGGAGGAGGCCCAACAGGAGGAGGCCCACCAGCAGGAGGCCAGCCUGGAGGAGGCCCCCAAGGAGGAGGCCCGCCCGGAGGAAGCCAGCCCGCAGGAGGCCCACCGGGAGGAGGCCCACCAGCAGGAGGUCCGCCUGGAGGAGGCCCACCGGGAGGAGGCCUACCCGGAGGAGCCCCACCGGGAGGAGGCUCACUAGCAGGAGGUCCUUCUGUAGGAAGCCCACCAGUAGGAGGCUUGCCCGGAGGAGGCCCACCAGCAGGAGGCACACCUGGAGGAGGCCCACCAGCAGGAGGCCCGCCUGGAGGAGGCCCACCAGCAGGAGGCCCGCCCGGAGGAGGUCCAGCAGCAGGAGGCCCUUCUGUAGGAGGCCCACCAGCAGGAGGCCCGCCCGGAGGAGGUCUACCAGCAGGAGGCCCGCCCGGAGGAGGCCCACCAGCAGGAGCCCCGCCUGGAGGAGGCCCACCAGCAGGAGGCCCGCCCAGAGUAGGUCCACCAGCAGGAGGACCCCCUCCAGCCGGGCCUCCGCCAGCUAUUCCUCCGCCAACAGGAGGACCACCUCCAGCCGGGCCUCCACCAGCAGGACCCCCGCCAGCUGGACCUCCACCAACUGGUCCUCUACCAGCAGGACCCCUGCCAGCUGGGCCUCCCCCAGCAGUGCCUCCACAAGCAGGACCCCCACCAGCAGGACCUCCACAAGGAGUGCUUCCACUAGGGGGACCUCCACCAGUAGUACCCCCAUACCCACCUCAACAGGCCCCACCUCCACAAUAUCCACCUCAACACCCCCCACCACCUCAGUACCCACCUCAACAACCACCACCGCCUCAAUAUCCACCUCAGCAACCACCACCACAGUACCCACCUCAACAACUCGCACCACAGUACCCACCUCCUCAACCCCCAGCUCCCCAAUAUCCACCUUACACCACAACACCACCGCCCUACACCACACCACGUCCCUACACCACUACACCACCACCCUACUACACCACACAGCCACCCUACACCACACCACGCCCCUACACCACAACACCACCACCAUACUACACCACACAGCCACCCUACACCACACCACGCCCCUACACCACUACACCACCACCUUACUAUACCACAAGGCCUUCUUACACAACACCACCACCAUACUACACCACACAGCCACCCUACACCACACCACGCCCCUACACCACAACACCACCUCCCUACUACACCACACAGCCACCCUAUGCCACACCACGCCCCUACACCACUACACCACCUCCCUACUACACCACAAGGCCUUCUUACACCACAACACCACCACCAUACUACACCACACAGCCACCCUACACCACACCACGCCCCUACACCACACAGCCACCCUACACCACACCACGCCCCUACACCACUACACCACCACCUUACUAUACCACAAGGCCUUCUUACACAACACCACCACCAUACUACACCACACAGCCACCCUACACCACACCACGCCCCUACACCACAACACCACCUCCCUACUACACCACACAGCCACCCUACACCACACCACGCCCCUACACCACAACACCACCACCUUACUACACCACAAGGCCUUCUUACACAACACCACCACCCUACUACACCACACAGCCACAAUACGCCACACCACGCCCUUACACUACCACACCACCACACUACCACACCACUCAGUCACACUACUACACCACUACACCACCACCAUACCAUACCACACCACAACCCUACCACACCACACCACAACCGCAGUCUCACUACUACACUACUACACCAUCACUCUACCACACCACUCAGUCACACUACAACACCAUCACACCACAUCCCUACCACACCACACAAUCACACUACUACACCACCACACCACAACCCUACCACACCCCUAAAUCAUACCACUACACCACCACACAACCAUCCUACACCACACAAUCAUUCUACCACAACACACAGUCGUCCUAUCACACCACACCACAGUCCUACCACCCACCAGACGUGUCCUAUGAACCUCCCAAGUCUUCAUAUAUCUUUUACACCACAAAGACCCCAACCUACCACUCCCACUCCCACACACCCAAAUCCUCAUACACACACCCUAAAGCUCCCUCACCCCUAUACAAAGCCCCCAGAGGCCCUAAAGCCCCCGAAGGAAGAACCUACGGCAGAUCCAAGAACAAACCACGUUCCCACAGACACUGGGGACCUCAAAAGGCUGUCGUAAGACCCGUGAACGACAAGCACCUCCCAAGAAACUUCCACACACUAGUAAGGGACCUGAUCCAAGACAAUUCCCACGGACAGACGACUCAGACGAAAGGAGGCGCAUCUCAUACGUACUACGCCAGCCUGCCAGGUUCCCGCCCCGCUAGAGUGGACGUGUUCAAGAUAAUACCUGCGGUCGCUAUGUCACACCGGUCUGGUCACAUCACCCACCACGUAUACGGGUAUCCUAAGCACUAGGCGGCCCUCUACCUCCCCCGCGCAUCUGAGGAAGAUGAGGACGGGAACGAGAGUGAGACACGACCUUUGUCAUCAGGGAGAGGAGUGAUCUUUCUUUCCUCCGGGCGUUCUCUCUUCGUCACCACACUACUCCCACAGCCCUGUCCGGUAUCUGCGUGGCGGUAAUGCUCCUUCCCUCUCUCCGCCGCUGCUGUGUUAUGGCGCUACCAUCGUGAACUGUUACCAUUAACUUAUUUAUUCAGUGGUUCAUUCUUCUGGUAGUGACAUAUCAGGGAUAGUAGUGCGGGGUAGAGUACUGCAAGCAGGAGGGGACUGACAUCUGGCCUUGUACUUAACCAUUUCAUUGUUCUUGGCCACGUCUUUCCUUGAUCAUAAGCCACCUUCAGACAUUUAAUUUUCAUGUUUAAGUAACCUUUUAAUAUUGUACUAUCUAAAAAGUGAAAAAUCUAUUCUUCAAAUCCCUUGUUUCUGUCUUGUAAGUGGUGGUAAAGAUUGCGUAGUGCUUCUGAUGUGAAAGGGUUAAUUUUUACCUUCAUUUCUACAGUAAAAAAAACAAAAAAAAACACAAUGAUUCAGAUGAUACUUUGUCCCUGAAGUACCAUCGUGCAGUCUCCAAGUUGUCUCCAGUACUACACGCCUUGCCCGCAUUACCAUCUCACAACUGUACACCAUGUAAAGCAGGAGACGAGGGGCGUUCUAACACAAUUCGGCCAUGACUCUCGCACUACUAACAAUCAGUUGCUUAAAAUAAAAUUCAGCAUCGAAAGCUACCGAGUAAAAUUCCAUGCCCAGUCAGUUCUGAAGUGCCAUGUAAUUAAUCGUGUAUGUAGCCUUUAAGAAACAGUCCUCGUGACGACACAAUACUGCCUGAUUGUGUUGGGUCCCUGUCGCUGCGCCUCAUCACUCUCUAUGUGAGAUAAAGACAAGAGUCAUAUUUGUAUAUCAGUUAGAAUAUUUCUCACUUAGCAUUAGUAUUUAUGAUGUAGUGAAGACUUCUUAUAAAUACUACACAACAGAAUGAAAGGAAGGAAAGUUGCAACGAGUGCAGGCGGCGGUUGGACCAUUGUGACAUGACCAAUACUGUCUACCUCUGGUUUGUGAGAAUAGCCAAACAAAAACCUGUUGAACUUUUCUUGUUUAACCAUCAUAAACACACACUUCCUUGUCAUUCGCUUGUCCCAAAGUAUUACGAAGAAAUAGGCGUCUGUCCGGAAUCAUGCCAAAUCUGGUCUUCAUUUAGCCAAAAACUCCUUCAUUAAUGGAAAGUGUCAAAAUUUUUCAGGAUCGAACUCUCCUCGUGACUUCUGGCAUCUAGCCAAAAACAUCUCCAAUAAUUUUGCUUCUUCAACUUCAACCUAAUGGCACCACUGCCAUCUCAUCUAUUUCUACAGCUGAACUCUUCGCUCAAACUUUUGCUAAAAAUUCUACCUUGGAUGAUUCAGGGCUUGUUCCUUCCUCUCCUCCGGCCUCUGACUACUUCAUCUUACCCAUUAAAAUUUUCCGCAGUGAUGUUUUCCAUGCCCUCGCUGGCCUAAACCCUCGGAAGGUUUAUGGACCUGAUGGGGUCCCUCCUAAUGUUCUCCGAGACUGUGCCUCCGUGCUUGUACCUUGCUUAGUCAAACUCUUUCAACCCUGUUUAUCAACAUCUACCUAUUCUUCUAGCUGGAAGUUUGCCUACAUUCAGCCUGUUGCUAAAAAGGGUGACCUUUCUAAUCCCUGUCCUAUUGCUUUAAUUUCCUGCCUAUUUAAAAUUUUUAAAUCUAUCCCUAACAGGAAGAUUUUUAUACAUCUUUCAUUUCACAAUCUUCUAUCUGAUCGCUGGUAUGGGUUCCAUCAAGGCUGCUCUAAUGGUGAUCUUCUGGCUUUCUUUACUGAGUCUUGGUCAUCCUCUUUGAGAGAUUUUGGUGAAACUUUUGCUGUUGCCUUAGGCAUAUCAAAAACUUUUUUGAAAGAAUCUGGCACAAAGAUUUGAUUUCCAAACUACCCUCCUACGGCUUCUAUCCUUCUCUCUGUAAUUUCAUCUCAAGUUACCUUUCUGACCGUUCUAUUGCUGCUGUAGUAGACAGUCACUGUUCAGUUCCUAAAUCUAUUAACAUUGGUUUUCCUCAAGGUUCUGUCCUGUCUCUCUAUUAUUCAUCAAUGAUCUUCUAAACCAAACUCUUUGUCCUAUCCACUCCUACGCUGAUGUUAUCUCCCUGCACUUUUCCACGUCUUUUCAUAGGCGCCCAAGCCUUCAGGAAGUAAGCAGUUCACGCAGGAAAGCCACAGAAUGCCUGACUUCUGAUCUCUGAAAUUUCUGAUUGGGGCAGAGCAAACUUAGUAUUGUUCAAAGCCUCAAAAAACUUAAUUCCUCCAUCUAUCAACUCGAUACAACCUUCCAGACAACUAUCCCCUCUUCUCCAAAGAAACUCAACUGUCCCCCUGUUCUACGCUGAACAUCCUCGGUAUAUCCUUUAAUUAUAAUCUAAACUGGAAACUUCACAUCGCAUCUCUGGCUAAAGCAGCUUCAAUGAAGUUAGGUGUUUUUAGUCGUCUCCUCCAGUUUUUUUUCACUCUCCCAGCUGCUAACUCUGUAUAGGAAUCUUAUCUGCCCAUGUAUGGAGUAUGUUUUACAUGUAAGGGUGUUUCCACACAUACCGUUAUUUUAGACAGGGUAGAAUUAAAAGCUUUUUUGUUUUAUCAACUCUUUUCUAACUGACUGUCUUCAGCCUCUUUCUCUUCGCCGUAAUGUUGCAUCUCUCGCUAUCUUCUUGGUCCAUGCUAACUGCUCUUCUGAUCUUGCUAACUGCAUGCCUCCCCUUCUCCCGCGGUCUCGCUGCACAAGACUUUCUUCUUUCUCUCAUCCUUAUUCUGUCCACCUCUCUAAUGCAAGAGUUAACCAGAAUUCUCAUUCAUUCAUCCCUUUCUCUGGUAAACUCUGGAACUCCCUGCCUGCUUCUAUAUUUUGUCCUUCCUAUGACUUGAACUCUUUGAAGAAGAAGGUUUGAAGACACUUAUUCUUCAGUUUUCGAUGAUUCCUUUGACAUCUCUUUUGAGACUGGCAUCUCAGUGGGAUUUUUUUCCUCUUUUUUCUUUUCUUUGGUCAGUGACCCUCUUACGUUAAAAAAAAAAAAAAAACACAAGCAUGAAACAUUACAAGAGCGAGAGCAAGGAAGCAAAGUCCUCAACGUAAGUGGACGCCUGACAAUGUUCCACGAGUGGGAAAUAUUGUCGGAGCGAAGAUGCUAAGCUGAAGCUGUGAUGAGUAGCGAAUAAAUGCCUGAAAGAUCUGAAGAAUGUUCGUAAAAGAAGUAAGCACAGGGAACAGAGACUACGACUAGACAUACACUUCAAGUCUGGAAGAAGGACAGCACUACCAUCUAUCAGUUUCUUGUUUCCUGAGACAGGUACAUAAACACAAUACUUGUUAUAUUUCUUAUCAUUUUUCUCUCUUAUCUUUUACUUCUCUUGCUUUCUACUUUCCUCUUUAUCUUUCUCAUUUUCCUUGUCUUUUCCUCAUUAUUCAGAGUUUCUUUGAGAUAGUGACAUAAGACUGACAUAUAGACAGAAUGAUUCCACAUAAAAUGAUAUGGAAAUAACAUCAGAUUGUUAGUGCCGAGUCAUAAGGGAACUUUAAAAGAAGAUUAGAUAGUUUCACGGGUAAAGAUGAUAGGUGGAAAUAGGUAAGUUUCAUGCAGGGAGUGUCACGUGUAGGCCUGACGACUUCCUGCAGCUUCCCUUAUUUUUUCAAGUUCUUAACUAUGAAGGUUCUCAGAAAUUCCUGACUCAAAGAUGUUGCUGCAUGAUAAUGGAAGGUAUUUCAAACAUAUAUUAAACAAUCUGUCCUUGAUACUUCGUUACGUAAGACCGUUUCCUUAUUAAUAAAGUAACGACUCACGCUAUAGUUUCAACAUGUACAGGAGCUGAAUUCCUAAAACUUAACUGAGUACCCAGUAUUAUGCAAAGUUUAAGGUCUUCACAUCAAGGUCCAUAAUAUCCUUCAUUGUUCCAGCCUUAUGUUUGAGGCUGUAGUGGAGGUUACUGAAGUUUCCAGGAUGCUCAUGUAAAUACAGUGGUAGAUUAGCAAGAAAUCCGCAUCAUUAUUCGGAAAACUACCAGUGAAAAACCUAACAGACAAUCUAUAUAGCCUUUGAAAAAUAAACCUCAUGUAAACCUAAA
Scylla paramamosain (green mud crab) is the source of this 7336-nucleotide messenger RNA. Its product is annotated as basic proline-rich protein-like. The record is from RefSeq and is a predicted model, not a curated record. Lineage: Eukaryota; Metazoa; Arthropoda; Malacostraca; Decapoda; Portunidae. Bases 530 to 3178 code for a protein of 882 amino acids. The transcript has 3 exons.